GCUAGACUUCCAUGGUAAACAAAUGGAAGUGCUGUCCGUGCUUGUGCUAACACGUCACGGAGUUACAGCCAAGUUAAGACGAUGGCCGAAGCAACAAACGAAGGCGCUGCGACGCACGUGGAUUCUGAAUCAGACUCCAGUCAUGAAGGUCCUCUGAAGGAAUGGUCUCCGGAGGAGGACAAUAAUCUUCAAAUCCUGGUCAACAGCUUUGGAAAUAAUAGUUGGAAGGCUGUCGCUACCUUUUUACCAGGACGGACAGCAAAGCUGUGUAAACGCCGCUGGAAAUGUCUGAACCCGGCAACGGCUUGGACUCGAGAGGAGGAUGAGAAGAUCAUCGAGGGUGUCGUCAAGUAUGGCACCAAAUGCUGGAAUCUGAUUGCGAAAGACGUCAAAGGCCGCUGCGGUAAAGAUUGUUUCAAGCGAUGGAGGACCCACCUCAAUACAAUGAUGAACAAAGGCGCUUGGUCCAGAGAAGAAAACCUCAUUCUUUACAAAGCGUAUUCAAUUUUGGGAAACCGCUGGGCGGAGAUCGCCAAAUUCUUCCCUGGGAGGACAGUGGCGGCUGUGAAGAAUCACUGGCACAACUACGUGAAGCACGAAGCUAACUUGGGCAGCCUGGCAGAGGACAACGACUCUGUGUCUCUCGACAUUCAGCAGUUUGUGGAUGCAACGGACGAGUUUAAAUGUGAUGUUGUGAUCCACGGUGAACCUGUCACUCCGAAAGUGACACAGAUAAAAGCAGUGGCGAAGUCGGCGGAGAAACAGGAAGUUGCGAAGCUGGUGGCUACUCUUCCACAGGCGUCAGUGUCUACCUGCCCCUCAAGCAGUCCGUCUUUGCCUCGCAGCCCUGUCUCCAGUUCGGGCGCUGCUCCCACGGUGUGUCCCCAGAAAAAGUUAGCAGAUGCAGCAUUAAGGAUGAUCGCGGAGGACAUGCUGCCGCUCAGUUUUGUGGAGGGGGUGGGCUUCAGGUCCUUCAUGUCCACCAUCAGCCCAGAGAGCGGCAAGCUCUCCCAGAGGGUGAUAGGUCUGCAGCUGUACGACGACGUGGAGAGAUCCAUCAAGCCUCAGCUCAUCCGGGAGCUCAAGUCCUGCGUGUCGAAAGAUUCCGAGGGCACCAUUCAUGUGACCUACGACCUGUGGGCAGGGGACCCAUCAAAAGCUGAUGAGCCCCUGGUGAUCGUGCAGCUCCACUUCAUCAGCGCCUCCUGGCAAAUCCGCCGUCCCUUUGUGGCUUUCCGUCAACUCAGCCACAAAGAUCUGAGCAAGGCAGUGGCGCGGGAGCUGGAGGGAGUCCUGCUGAGCUACGGGAUCUUCCCUCAGAGCGUCGGCUACGUCCUUGUCACAUAUAAAAUAGUGUGCUCCUCGAACAGAGGGGAGCCGGACGGAGAGGACGUGUUGGGAUUUCUGAGCGACCGGAUGUCUGAAACAGAAACCCCAUUUUCAGAACUGCAACUUGGAACCAGGACCAGAUGUGUCACCCAAGGUCUGCAGCAGGUGGUGAGAGAAGCUCUGAAGAAUUCCCGCGUGGUGGAGAACCUGCUCUCUCAGGCUCGUAACGUUGUCGGUUUCUUCAAGAGCAACGUUUACUGGGGCGAGGUUCUGUUGAAGGAGAGUGGUGUGUCUCUCUGUCCAUCCUUUUCCAACUGUCGCUGGAACUCCAUGUUGGUGUCGCUGCGUCGCAUGGUGCAGGAGUCUUCGUGGAGCACCAUCAUGAUUCUGCUGGCACAGGCUCGUGUCGAGGCCAAAGAUGCGGCUAGCGCCCCACCUUUAGUCAUGGUCAAGAGGGAGCAAGUGAGCGACAUCCUUGGUCUCCUUGAGCCCUUCCAGGAGGCUUUGCAGGUGCUGCAAGGACACGGUGUGACCUUCUCACAUGUCAUCCCGUCUCUCCUCACGCUGGAUAAAUGUUUGGAAAAACGGACGACAAAUUACACACACUUCUGCAAGGCUCUGAGAGCUGGUCUGCGCACUCACUUCCAGUCCUUCAUCCACCAGAAGGAGCUCGUCCUGGCUACUGUGUUGGAUCCCCGCAACAAGCUGCAGCUUUUUCCCGAUUCAUCUCCAGAGCAGACUGUUUUUCUGUCUCCACCAUCCAAGUGUGAGGCUCGUGCCCUCAUUGAAGCAGCACUUGGAAACACAAAAGCAUCUGCUGAAGUCCCACAGAACCAACAAACAGACCAGCAGGAAAAGUCGGACCAGUCCGGGUCCAGUUUAGAAAGCGACACUAAAAAAAGUGACUGUAAACGCAAGGGUCCCACCGAUGUCCCGGAACCACCGUCAAAGAUGAUCAGAACUUCAGAACUUGAUGCCUACCUGUCAGAACCGCUGAAAGAAGGGACCUCCAGUUUAGCGUUUUGGAAAAACGCGUCUCAGUUCCCUCAACUCCAGAGUGUCGCAAAGACUCUGCUGUCGGUCCCGGUUACUGCCAGCGCCUUCGACCGACUUUGUCCUUUAGCAGCAUGCAUCGUGCGAGCCAAGAGGAACCGCAUUUCUCCUCACAUCACUGAACGGCUGCUUGUUUACAAAAACUCACUGAAGACGGUCAAAAAAUCAAGUGCGGAAAAGAAACCAAGGUGAGGGAGAUUGUUUGGUUCAAGACUCAUGUUGGUGGAUUUUCCAAAAAUCAUGGUAUCAGCGACACUAUGAUCGACUCUCCAACUGCACCAGUGUGUGGGAAUUUUAUUUAUAUUAAAACGCAGCAGAUGUGUUCA
Synchiropus splendidus (mandarinfish) is the source of this 2708-nucleotide messenger RNA. RefSeq names its product v-myb avian myeloblastosis viral oncogene homolog-like 2a (gene mybl2a). Gene Ontology annotation, molecular function: RNA polymerase II cis-regulatory region sequence-specific DNA binding; DNA-binding transcription factor activity, RNA polymerase II-specific; protein dimerization activity. Gene Ontology annotation, cellular component: nucleus. NCBI's taxonomy places the organism in Eukaryota, Metazoa, Chordata, Actinopteri, Syngnathiformes, Callionymidae. The record is from RefSeq and is a predicted model, not a curated record. Gene Ontology annotation, biological process: regulation of DNA-templated transcription.